This is a messenger RNA of Haplochromis burtoni (Burton's mouthbrooder), 1015 nucleotides long. Its product is annotated as myosin-8-like. Gene Ontology annotation, molecular function: protein serine/threonine kinase activity. Gene Ontology annotation, cellular component: myosin complex; cytoplasm; cytoskeleton. The record is from RefSeq and is a predicted model, not a curated record. NCBI's taxonomy places the organism in Eukaryota, Metazoa, Chordata, Actinopteri, Cichliformes, Cichlidae. Gene Ontology annotation, biological process: peptidyl-threonine phosphorylation; actomyosin structure organization. The transcript has a single exon. The coding region runs from base 118 to 633 and encodes 171 amino acids.
AACUCUAAGAGAAAGCUGGAUGCAGAUGUCAGCCAGCUGCAGGGGGAGGUGGAGGAUGCCAUCCAAGAGGCUCGUAAUGCAGAGGAAAAAGCCAAAAAGGCCAUCACUGAUGCAGCAAUGAUGGCGGAGGAACUGAAGAAAGAACAGGACACAAGCAGUCGCCUGGAGAGGAUGAAGAAGAACCUGGAGGUAUCUGUGAAGGAUCUGCAACACCGCCUGGACGAAGCAGAGAACCUGGCUCUGAAGGGGGGCAAGAAGCAGCUUCAGAAACUGGAAGCACGGGUGCGUGAGCUGGAGGGGGAAGUGGAACUUGAACAGAAAAGAGCCGCUGAUGCCAUAAAAGGAGUCCGGAAAUACGAGAGGAGAGUCAAGGAGCUCACUUACCAGACUGAGGAGGACAAGAAGACUGUUUUGAGACUACAGGACCUCGUAGACAAGCUGCAGCUCAAAGUCAAGGCCUACAAACGACAAAAUGAAGAAGCGGAGGAGCAGGCCAAAGUUCCUCUUGCUAAGCUGAGGAAGGUGCAACAUGAGCUGGAGGAGGCGCAGGAGCGUGCAGACAUCGCUGAAUCCCAGGUUAACAAGAUGAGAGCUAAAAGCAGAGAGUUUGGAAAGGCUGCAGAAUCCGAGUAAAACAUCCAGCGAUGGCAGAACUUAUUAGCAUAAAUGGAAAUGAACAAACAUUUGUUAUUUUGCUGUGAAACUGUAGCAGAAUAAAGUGAUUUAAAGCAUAAAAAAAAAAAAAAAAAAGAGAUGUUUAACAUCUGCUAAGCAGCUUGUUAAGGCAGGCAGUAAGACCACAGGCCUCAGUUUUUAUUUGCUGUCAAAAAACACAUCCCACCUUUGCCAGCUGAGGAACUUGAACUCCUACAAGCUGGCAUGGGGAGACAAACAGUGUGUCUUCCAGAAGAUGGUGAGUGACCAUGCAGAGGUAAGUUUGUAUAGUCAGUAUUAAAAUCAGUCAUUUUCAGAUUUCUAGACUUCUGGAAGAAACCUUUCCAAAAAUGGAUACUUU